UUUUUUUCACAUCCCAUCUCACAAGAGUUUGUGGGUUCAAAACCCAUAAUUCACACUUUUUUUUUUUUUCCUUCCCAGCUUUCCUCUUCCUCAUUCCCCCAAAUCGCAAAACCCUAACUUCUACCUCCUCCUCUUCCCGUCUUCCGGAGUUCCGGCUGUCCCUCUGUGGCUCUUUGUCUGACCGACUGUCCGCAGCGGCGCAGCCUCGCAGUCUUGCUGACCCGCAGCCGUCUGGUAGUGAGACGACCAGGUUCCUUGCUCCACCGACGUCCGACGACGACCACACGGCAAACGCGUCGACGCCUCUUGCCUCCAGCCUCCACGAGUCCACGGUAGUCUGUACAACAAUGGAAGACCAGGUAAUGACCGAUGAAACCGUGAAAUCAGCGAAGGAGCUUGCAGCAGAAGGUCAGAAGCAUCUAGAAGAGACAGUUGAGGCAGCAUUUCAGAUCCUGUCUGCAAUGAAUGAUGAGCUUUGCAACCCAACCUUGUGGUCUACAACUACCUCUUCUCCUGUUGCUAUUCCUGAUACUAGUACUGCCGCUACAAUCACUGCUAAUGGGCAUAGUGAGGGUUCAAAUGGUGAUGUUUCAUUAGAUUCAGCUCACCACUUCGAUAUGGGUGGUGGUGCUCUUGAAGAAGCUCGUCUUCGUUAUAAGUCUUCCGUUGCUUCUCUUCGUGCUGUUCUCAAUGCCUUGCCUCAGGGAAACAAGGAAGACAUGGAUGGUUCUGCCUCAGUUGAAGAUGAGGCUGAAAUCGGGAAGUUAGAAGAGCAAGUAUCUAGUUUAAAGACGGAUCUUGCAAAUAAGAAUAAGCACCUCAAACAUCUGAUAGAUCAAUUUCGAGAUCUUAUAACGGAUAUAUCAACAUGGCAAAGUCCUUGUUCUGUUGCUAGAUAGCUUGUUUUGAAGCAGUGCAAAUGCACCAGCAAGUUCCGUACUUGUUUUGUCUAAAGAGAGCCUCCAUCAUAAUCUUGGAAGUAAUUAGAGGAAAUUGACUUCUCCUGUCAACUUCGUAGCUAUCUAUUGAUGGGAUAUAGUGAUUGAUGCAUUUGUUAUUUUUUGUCGGCAAUAAUUUUGAUCACAGAAACCCCUUAUCAUAGCAGCAGAGCUUGCAUUCUACUCGUAUUGCAUUUUGUUGGUUUAACACCAGACCUGGGAAAAUUUACCCAACCUGAAACAAAUUCUGAUCCCUUACAGAUAUUAUGUGUUUCGAACAGAAAUCCUAGACCACCCGGAAAAUAUUUGAUACAGGCUAGAUGGUUUGGCUCAAAAUUACACAUACCGAUGUUCACUGAUUUGAACUAACCGGACCCUGGUAAUCAAGUUGCUUAAGGGGUUUGUUCAGAAAUUGUUUCAACUCAGGUAGCUCUGUACACUGUUCUGAAUCGUUGACAUUACUCAGAAAUUCAAUGAGAAUGAAAAGUAACAAGGGGGGGAGAAAAAACUCAAAAGGUUGCUCCAGCUACCGACCAUUAAUCAUCACAACACGGUUACUGCUACAAGCACCAAUUGCCGGUGUCCCCGACAAUAAAUUGAACUGUUACAUCACCAACAGCAUGAAAUUGAGUGGCUUCUGAAAAAAACUACCGCAGAUUGUGACGCUUUUCUAUUCUAGCUACUAAGUACUAUACCAAGAUAAUAAACUCUGCCAUUGAAAUUAAGUGAACUACUUAAUUCGAUAUAAUGUGUUCAUUUACUUAUUUUAAGAUAACAUUACAUAGGAUGAUUUUCUACGAGUAUGUGUUAAGUUUUUUAGGAGUUAUUAGUGAAUAUUGAACCCUAUACACCGACACGGGGUGAUAGAUGAACGGCAUGUUUAUUUAUUUAUUUUAAUUAGUAUGCC
Chenopodium quinoa (quinoa) is the source of this 1845-nucleotide messenger RNA. RefSeq names its product mediator of RNA polymerase II transcription subunit 30-like. NCBI's taxonomy places the organism in Eukaryota, Viridiplantae, Streptophyta, Magnoliopsida, Caryophyllales, Amaranthaceae. The record is from RefSeq and is a predicted model, not a curated record. The transcript has 5 exons. Bases 348 to 899 code for a protein of 183 amino acids. Gene Ontology annotation, cellular component: mediator complex.